AUGGAUAUCUGUGAGCACACAGUGCACAUGGUCGGUUCCCCGACUGAAGGCUGAAGAUUGCAGCGAAAUGGUGGGACGGACGUAUUAUUGCUGCGUUUUAUGCUGGCCGCUGACGUUGAGUAUGUGCACAUGUAGUGGUUCUCAAUGUUGAGGAAAAGUUGAUUUCUGUUCUCAAAAUCAGUUUCGGUUUCAGUUCUUCACGUGUAUUGGGCGCGAACAGUUUGACUUUUUGGUGAGGCGAUGACAGCUUCGGCAGUGUUUCAAACCAUAAUUCAGUGAAAAGAAGACACACACGAAAAAUUUGAAGAAAGUAACAAAGGUAAUAUUACGACAAACAAGAAGUCAAAAAGAGUUUAUUAAAAGUAAAGUGCGUAAAAGUGACGUAUUCAAGCUGCUUGUGGGCAUACAUAUAUGGCUUGAAUACUUAAGGUCUACGUGAUCAGGUGUUUCGCUUUCGAAGAAUUCUUCUAGUGGAAUUUGUACAUUUGUGUGAUUCGCGUGAAAUCGUGCUGCAAGUGUCGCUGCAGUCGAAGUUGCACUAAUAGCAAAUGUGUUAAGAGCGAUUAGGAAGAGUAAUUGGCGAUUUGCUGAUCGUGCUUUUCUAUUCAUACUAGAAGUAUUGACACCGCCGUCAUUGACGAUUUCAACGUUUUGCUCCAUUCAUUUGUAAGGCAGGCUUUACUUGUCUGCAUCGGUUGCAGUGUCGUCUGCACUACUCGAAGCUGUGGCAUCUUCAGCAUUCAUACGAUCAUCACUUAGCAGCAUACGAUCGAACUCGAUAAAUAAUCGUUCAUAUAUGUAUAGUUGUGUGUAUAGCCGGGAGAAACAAGACUUUAUUGACCAAGUGGCGCUGCCAAACACACAAAAUACAAUCAAUACCGGCAAUAAUAACAACCGCAGAAUCGACGACGACGGCAACAACAACAAAAACGUUCAACACGAAGCAGAAAGCAAGCCAGAAAUUCAACUGCCACAACAAAAGCAACAAGAGCAAACAACGACGGCAACAUGACAUGGUGGAAACAAGUGCGCUGCGAUCUCGCGCAACAACAACAAGACACCGCUGCUGAGUGCCUCAUCACCAACAACAAACACGGUAUGGUAGCAGACAUGAAUGGCACCAACGGCAAUUGCAGCUGCCAUAAACAAAGACGUUGCGACAGGUUAACCUGUUAUCGCAAUGGCAACAGCAGUGGCAGCAAUCAUCGCAAAGCUUUGCCACUGUUCAUCACAAUCGCCGUUCUGGCGCUGGCAACGACACCUAUCAAUGCAGCUGUUUUAAAGCGAUCUAUAGCAGAGACAAUAACCGACGUGAAUUUGACCACACUAAACACACCACAAGACGUAGUGGGUGAAAUUGAUUCCACCACGGUUAACACACCACACUUAGCCAAUAAUCGAACCGCAGUUGCAGACGUUCAACGCAAUGUAACCGAGCCUAUCGCUGUGAAUGAACCGGAAACGACAACGGUCACCGCCGGUGCUGUACGAUACGACGAUCCAAAAAUGGCUUUGGAUACGCCACAUGAUGUUACCAAUGAAAUUGCUCAAGUUGUCAGCGAAGAGGUAGCUACAGAUCUUCGGGUAAAUUCAAAAUUCGAUUAUCCCGAAACUGUGCUUGAUGAAAAUCUGGAGGAUUCCAUACGUAAUUCCGUGCGAAACGAAAUCGAAUUUGAGCAAGAUAUUGUGGCUGCCGAAGUUCAGCACCUACAAAAUGUAACGGAUGAGGAGGUGCGGCAAAAACUUGGCGACGAAGUUCAGUUGAUUCAAAGUGCGUUGCAGGAGAGUAGCACCAAGUCCAGUGCAGUGGUUGAUGUACUAGCAGAGUUAACAUCGACACCCCCAGAUACUGUGCUCGAUCAACUGUCGACAACAGAAAGUACAACCUUGAGGCAUUCAAAAACGGCCAAUAAUGACCUUUCAGUACUGUUCCCCCUACAAGCCGGGGAAGCAAUUUCAACAGUCAAGUCUUUUGUGGACAAUCAGCGAGGUGCCCGAAAUCUAGGUAUUGAUGGUAAUGAGAACGCAGGAAUUCUAAAUGGCAGCAGCAAAACAAACAUGAUAUUAACUGGAGAUGUUGGCAUGCAAAAUAUUGAGGAAGACAAGGUUGAAGCUCACGAUGGACUAUUAGAUGCAGAUAAGAGCUCACUACAAACCAAAUUAAACCGUUUAUCUGAGUCUGCACUGUACUCACACGAGGCUAACGAAAUCGAUGAAGAAGGCUUAACAGAGCAAAAGGAGUUCAGCAGUGGACCGGAACCUCAAACAAAAGAAGAUAAUACGGAACCGGAAGAAAAAAAUACCAAAGCUCGAACCGAAGAGCACUCAGUAAGCGUGGAAGAGAAUAACUUAGGUAAUGAAGGUAGUCAUGAGUCAGCGGUUGUGUCAGUUGAGAGGCAUGAAGUAUCAUCAUCAAGCGCUUCAAUUGAAAACUUGAAUACAACGCCAGAUCAUUCAAAUAUAGAAAAUGAAAAUACAACCAGUGAAACAACGGAAGAGAAUGCUUCGCCAGAGGAUCUGAAUGAAACCGAGAUAACGUCUGCUGCAGCGGAUGAGGCAUUCUUAUCUAUAGUUUUAAAUGAAAAUCUCACAGCAACUGAACCUACUGCAGUCUUGGCUGAAAAUCUACCAUUAGAUCUCUUGCACCUAAACGAAAGCGACGCGUUAGCAAUCGAGGAAGUUGCCACGACUAUAGAACCCGACAGUGUGAAAAGUGUGCAUAUUGUAAUUAAAAAGCAGGGUGUUGAAUUAGAUGAGGACAUAUUGGAGUCGGAAAUUGCUGAAACAGUAGAAGAGACAACCGUCAGUAACAUAGUUCAAAAACAACUGUUAGAGGAAGAGGAAGCCACAGUCCAGUAUUCUGCAACUUUGACAAAUGAUGUAGACAUUGAAAAUGAACAAAGUAUACAGAAUGAUGAUGCGGCAAAGGAAACAAGUUUAGAGUUAGAAGAUAAUAUCAACGAGAAAGCGGUUUCGGAACCUGUAGAAACCAUUAAUGAAGAUGUUGUUGAUGAAAAUACACAAAACGGUAUUGAAGAUGAUACACUUAACGAAGACAGCAAUCAAAUUGAUGAGAGCGAGCAGGACGGUCAAGAAAUAGAAAAUAGCAACAACUCAACAACUAGUGAAGAGAGCACACGGUCUAACGGGAAAGAAGAUACACUCAACGGUAAUCAAUACUUGAUAGAAAUAAACAAUGAUAUUGGAAGUCAAACAGAAAAAUCAAGCACAAAUGAAGGUGAUCAAAUUUUAAGCGUUCAUAAGCCCAUAGAAGAAUCAACGCUCCUAAAAGCAGCAGAGCCAGCCAACGAAAUUACGCAAAUUAGUUCCACCACGGAAUCAAUUAUUGUAAAAGAAAUUGGUUAUAAUGAGAAAAAUUCGCAAAGCAUUGCCACCACUGAGCAAUCGGGACAAAUGCAUAUUUCACUGCUGAGCACAACACACAUACCAAACGGUGAGAUCUCUUCGACCUCCGCCAGUACAAUUGAGAAACAAUCUACGACGCUGAAAGAAUUUGAAGUAAUCGAUAAGGAUGACCACAAUACGGACGAUGCAGAUAUAGUACCGCUUUUGGUGGGCGUAAGUACUGGACAGGGUGAUGUCACCGCCUCAACGAAAGGUUCCCGCUCGAUUAACACACAGACACAUCACACAAUGUUGUUAACACAGUUGGACGAUACAAUGGCGGCGACACUCUUCGAAACCUUCCCACCACACAACGCCGGACGUACUUUAAACGAUCAUAUGGCGGCUGAGAGUAAUGGUGGCAUCGGUAAACCUUUGCCUACACGCAGCAUAAAUAAAGCGACCUCCGCCUCAAUCUUCAGUCGCUCCGGUCUAAUAAUUGUGGUUUGCUCCAGCAUUGCGUUCAUGUUCCUGCUCGUCUCGGUGGUCGCUUUUCUUAUCUCAUUCCAACGACAACAUGGCACUUUGGAUAUUGAAAUGCAGGAACAACGCUGUGGCAAAGACGAUCUCGAUGACGAAGACGAGGAGGUGGGCACAUGCACGAAGUUGCUGGAAAUCGAGUUGCCCAAGUCAACGAUAGUGACUGCGUCGUGUGAGGAGUGUUUGUAGGAAAUACGAGAACUAGAAUUUUUCAAGGAAAGGACGUUGUGUUAGUGGCAGUUAUUGUAUAUUAUUAUUAAAUUCUUGUAAAGAAAAGCAGAGACUUUUCACAUUAACACAUACACAUAUAUAGUCAUAAACGCGUAUAUAUUUACGUAUAUAUAGACAUAUAUAUUUGGUAUAUACAUGCAUUUGUUGUAUUGGCGGACGAAUUAGUUAUUUAGUUAGCAUAAAAUUGAAAACAGACUGUAAUUUUUAUUUUUAAUAGAAAUAUUAUUAUAUACUCGUAUAUAUUAUAUAUAUAGUAUGUAUAACAUUACGAUUGUUUUGCCAUAUUUUUCCAACUCCUUAGCAUACACACAUAUACAUAUUUAUAUGCGAAUUAAUUUUAUUAAUUUUUCAUUGUAUUAAGUUUACAUUUUUGCUAUGCAAUCAUAGAGGUGAAACUGAAAAACGCAAAACAAAAUAUAUUUUUUUUGUUAAAUGUAUACUUUUCACUCAGAUACAGUUAUUUAUUUGCAUUACAUAAGUGGCAUUUCAAAUUCGAAAAACUUAAGUCAAAAAAUAGUUUUGUAGCUUCGAAUUAAGUUAUUUCAAUGCAUGGAGUUUAAAUAAAGAAAUAAAUAUAUUAAAAAUUAACGUUUUUAAA
Bactrocera oleae (olive fruit fly) is the source of this 4714-nucleotide messenger RNA. It is a transcript of the gene Dtg, whose product is annotated as Dpp target gene. The record is from RefSeq and is a predicted model, not a curated record. NCBI's taxonomy places the organism in Eukaryota, Metazoa, Arthropoda, Insecta, Diptera, Tephritidae.